AGGAUGUACAAGUUCUUGGGUUUGGUUACCCUGGUGGUAGUAUCGAUUGCUUGGAUUCAGGCUGACUGCGAUGUGUGCCAAUCAAAUGGAGCAGCUUGCAUCAACCAGACCGCUUACCAUUUAUGCUUUGGUAGCCAAACACCAGAUGUAAAUCAGACCUUUGUAUGUACCGAAGGUUUGGUGUGCACGGAUCAGCCAGUGAUCUGCUUCCAGCGGAGCGAAAGUCCCUCCAGUUGUGGGGACACGGACAGCUGUGGCAUGUGUGCUCCCAAUUACACCUUUGCCUGCACUUCGCGGUCCACGUUUGCCUUUUGCUUUGGAGCCUUGACGCCUACCAAUGUCACCGGCAGCUGCCCCGAUGGAUACUUCUGUGAUGCCUCCACCCAAGAGAUUUGCGUGAACAAAGCCACUGAUGAUUCCAUUAUUUGUCACUUGAAUUAA
Messenger RNA from Drosophila serrata, 441 nucleotides. RefSeq lists its product as uncharacterized. The record is from RefSeq and is a predicted model, not a curated record. Lineage: Eukaryota; Metazoa; Arthropoda; Insecta; Diptera; Drosophilidae.